Parastagonospora nodorum SN15 is the source of this 5217-nucleotide messenger RNA. RefSeq lists its product as hypothetical. NCBI's taxonomy places the organism in Eukaryota, Fungi, Ascomycota, Dothideomycetes, Pleosporales, Phaeosphaeriaceae. The record is from RefSeq and is a predicted model, not a curated record. The transcript is spliced from 3 exons. The coding region runs from base 1 to 5217 and encodes 1738 amino acids.
AUGAGGUCCUCGGAACCACCAGACCGGAACGGCUUUGUGCCCCGGGUCGCUCGCAGCCGCAGGAGAAGGGAUGAUCGCAAUCCAUUUGACUCACAGGAGUUUGACGACACGUAUGCUCAGCAGCCUCCGACAGCCCAGACGUCGGAAGCAUCGAGAGACCGCACCGGUGAUAACGGUCCUUCACUUCAGCCUCAACCUCAGCCUCCAUUCACGCAGCAGGCUUCACCGGACGUCUAUGAUGACGACGAAGAUGAAGAUGACUACGUUGACCCGGUCGAUGUCAUGCGCAACGAGCAGUAUACCAUGAUUAAUGAGAUGAUCGACGGCCUUCUUCCUCUCUAUGCCGAGGAUCAUGCUAUACAGAACAUGGACCCCGAGUUUGUAGCUACAAACUGGGAGGAACGUAUCUGGAAAUCUUCGGCCAAAGACGAUGACUUCGCAGACUACAAGCGCCGGAUUCAUGAAGAGCUCCAACGCGGUGACGAUUACGAGAAGGACGCAAGACUGCACGUGAAAAACAGGGUGGUCCCUGCAGUAGUCGAUACAUUGCUCUACAACGCCAUGCUCUACUACUUGAAAGAAGGGCGAAUGAAGAUUCAGAUGCGUUCUGCACCCCGACGCAGGCCAGCUGUCAACACGAGCGAGUAUCUGCCAAACUUUACGCCUGACCCCGAGGGAGAUCGCCUUAGCGCGUUGGCAGUGAUGAACAAACUCAAGAACGACGCGCUCAACGCCGACAACCCAAAUCGACAGUUGUCCCGUGUCGACAAGGAGCGACGUCAGUACCGUCAGGCUUUCCAGAGACAAAUCCAGGACCUUGUUGCACUUCUCAGCGCCGACGAUCCAUUGAAGAAUGUACACAUCGUGGACCUCGCAGCUGCCAUGGAAGACAAUCUGUGGGACAAUCAUGGUGGCUCUGAGGAUGCCGACAAGUAUACAAAGGAAGCCGCCGAUUGGGAGCAAGUCAUGCUCGACUGGGAAACGUACUGGGAAAGCGACGAAGGUGAUGUGAUCAACGGCACGACAGGCCAUGACUCCUUUGAGGGCUGUGUUCGCGUGGAAUACGAAGGCAGGUACAUUCAAUCCGUGGCUGAUUCGGGCAAUCAGUCCGGUAUUGAUCUUGACGACGAGCUCGCUGCUCUCGGCGGUUGGGACAGCGAUGAUGUCGCGGAAGCUUCCAAUGACGCCGAGGAUGAGUCUGACGAUGACGGCUUCUACAUCUACACAGGCGACAACGACGACAACCGUCGUCCAAACCAGCCAGCUUACCCUGAUGCAGUCGACUACACCUACGCGGAUGGGCCCUUGUUCCAAGACAUUGACUCGAGCGCUUCGCCAACAGUUCAGGAGCAGGGCACCGAAGAGCAUAUCGACGUUCGUUCUGGCCACCAUCAAGACCAGGAAGCCGCCCAAGGCUCGGGGUCGCCAUCAGUACCUCUCGAGAAGGCUGGUGAGCAUGCAGCGCCUGCUGGCCAAACCAACGGUGAUGAUUCCAGCGGUACGACACCAGUCGAUCCCACUCUAGUUCAGCUUCAACCCGCGCCAGCCCCACUGCACCUUCCGGGCAUCUCAUACGGUGAUAGCACCGAGAGUACUAUCUCACAGCCACAGACAUCCUCGACUCAGCCUGGCGUCGCACAAGAAGCCAGGACCACUGGCGAAAAUACCGAGAUGGAGUUUGAGAGUACUCCUGCUGAUGCGACAGUGCAUGUGCCACACACCAGCCAAGCUGCACAGCCAAUAUCGCCCAUGCAGUCCACGCAGUCUUCGGUCCAGCCUAUGCAGUCAAUACAGACUCUGGUUCCAUCCAUUCAGAAUGUGUCUUCAGAAGACAUUGACAUGACCAAUGCCCCGCAUGUACCACAGCCAAUGCAGCAAGCGCUGGUUUCGGGCCAGUUCGCCCAGAGUGUGACCUCCAAGGACGUUGAAAUGGCCGAUGACGCCCCAGACGCUCAAGUCCAGCAGUCUAAGGCUAUUGACAACUUACAUCCCACCGCUGCUAUUUUCCCGGCAUUGGGACAAAAAAAGGUGUUUGAUCCUUCGAUAGACAACCCAUUCAUGCCAGCUGGCUACAAGGAGUCUCUGCAGGAAGCUGCCACAACUUUUAACCAAAAUGUGAAAAUGCCACCUACUGCGACAUCGAGGCUAUUCGCUGCAGCUCUUGGAAACAGACAGACUACUGUUCCUCUCACUAUCGAUCAAACCCCAACGCAGCAGUCACAGCCCGGUCUACCGUUUACUCCUAUCUUGAGCCAGCCUCUCCAGGGUAGCGACAGUGGCCAGGCCCCGAGCUUGUCUAUGCCUUCUUUUACCCUGGAUUCUGCAGCCCUGAGCAGCAUGAGUACCAUUCUCGCGGGUAUCCCGAACCCUCCUGCUGCUUCGCCAUUGCUCCAGCCACCCGCAAGCAUUGGUAACCUUUCGCUCACGACCCAGCCACAGGCAGUUCCAGACAUUAUGGCAUCGCUCGAGACUCUUGCAGACAUGCCAAGCUCUGGAGAAGCUGCCACACAGCCGCCUGCUCAGCCCAAGACCGGAUAUGCCCCACUUCCAUCCUUCGGCAGUGGGCUUGUUUCUAUCCCCAGCAUGCCUCGUGACCGCACCCAGUCAUACUCGGGUCAGGUGAACCCAGAAGACGCCUUUAAGCAGCCUGACUUCGCUGCAGCAGCCAAUGAUAAUCCGCAUUCAGCUUUUUUCGGUUCCAUUGGCGGCGGUGCUCAUGUGAAUAAACCAACUGCCGCGCCUUUCCAAUGGACCAUGUCGAUGCCGAGGCGCUCUACGCCCUUGCAGCCUAAGUUGAAUGAGAAUGCUGGAAACGGUACGAAGGCACCACUCUUCCAACUGAAUAAGGAGGAGAAGAAGGCGUCCUUCGGCAUCUUUCCUUCGGUGCAGAAGGAGACGAAGCCUCCUUUCAGUUUCUUCCCUCUGGUGGAGAAGGAUGCUAAGCCUGCAGCACCUCCUCUCUUCAAUACCACAGGAAUAAGUUUCGGUAUGCUUGAGAGUCCGAAGACCGCAGAGCAGCCAAAGAUCAAUAUCGAAUUCGCAGACACGGGCGAUUUGAUUAAGACGCCUGCUGUGCUUCAAGCCUCUGAUGAGGUGCCAGAAGAAGCCCUCACGACCACCGAGGUUCAGCAGCCUCAAGUGUCUGCCGGCUCUGCGGAAUCUCCAACUGCAGACUUACCCGCCGCAGUAUCUGACGAGGCCUCGGAAGUCGUGUCGGUUGCUCCGGUUGAAGAGCCUUUGGCUGAGGCUGAGAAGCCGAAGAUCUCGGCGGAGUUCAGCUACAAGCCUGUCGGACGCGGUGCGCAGAUGGCCUCAAAGUUCAAGUCAACGCUCUUCGAUGCUUCUGCGUGGGGUGCUGGAGAUGUUCAAUUCUUUGGUGCCGCGCCUUCGGAGCCGGUAGAGGCCAUUGAGGACGGCGAGACCUCGCCAUCGUCGCCAGAAUUUGCGGAUGAGGAGCCUGUGCAGCGCAACGAAGAAGCCCUGGUGGCCUCGUCCACUUCUGCGUCUAACGCUGAGGUCGAGGACGUAGACGCCAGGCUUGGGGACGGCGGUGAGACUGUCGCCCACGAUCAGUCUGCUAACGAGUACGCCGAGAUCGCUCCUGAUGAUGCUGCAGCUGAGGUUAACGAGCCACUUCCAGACGUUGCGGGAGAUGCGCCGAGUGAACCUCCAAACCCUCCUUCAGAGGAGGUGUCAAUCACUGCAGAUAGUCAGGAUGACCGAUCAUCCCCAAUUUCCACCCCCUCGAGUCGUCGCAGUGAAGAGUACAAAGUCUUGGUUGCACGUAUUUCAUCAUUCGAAGCCACCGCCGAUGGCCUAGAUGAGAAGGCCAAAGAUCUCAGUGCUCAGGCCACUGCGCUAAGGGUAGAAGCGGGCGAAAUCAAACUGUGCGUGGCAAACUUUGCGCAAUCCGAGACAAAUUCUGCCGUACAAGAGCCGGCGCAGACCUCCAAGAUUGCUACAGAGCACGAGGAGAAGGAGGCUACAGUCAUGACUGAAGCGGUUGAUGUCGAAGAGAUUCUGAAACAGCCACAAGAACCCACUUCAGUCGAAGAUCACGCGCCCCCAACUUCUCUCACAAAGCAGAACUUCAAAGAUGCCUUGGUAUUCGGCGUCGACAUUAUCAACAACAAGAUCCUUCCCCAGGGCAUUAAAGCCCCUGGUGUGAAGCUAUCUGUUGAGUCGGCGCUAGAGCCACCUUCCGACAAGCCCUCCUCUGGCGUCGACGUCUCCAACAACAUGAUCCUUCCCCAGGGCAUUAAAGUCCCUGGUGCGAACCCAUCUGUUGUGUUGGCGCCAGAGCCAUCUUCCGACAUCAUCAACACGAUCCUUCCCCAGGGCAUUAAAGCCCCUGGUGUGAACGCAUCGCAAGAUGAGGACAUUUUCCGACGCGGUCGGAAGCGUGUUGCGAUACCCGUGUUCGACGACUUGCCUUUACAGAAGCAGGCUCCACUCCUACCACUGUCACUGGAGAACACGCCCAAGCUACUUCUCAAGAGCUUCCUCAAAGACAUGGACACACAGGAGGCGGAGUCACUUGAGCUCCAGCUUUCUGGUAGCCUGGGUGAGGUAAUACGCAUCUUCGCUGCAAACUCGAUCAACCUCAACUUGCAAGUCGCCGAGCUUGCGGAACUGCGACUUUACCAGGAAGAAGGCUGCCAGUUCGCGAGCAGACUCGUCAAGAUUAGGCUCGCGUACCACAAGGCGUCCAACAAGAGCACUGCGUGGGACCGCAUGAUCACGGAUAGCCUUCCUGAAUCUUUCCACGAGGUUGCUGAGGGUCUCAAGACCGAAUGCCGUACCCUUCUUCGCUUCAACUGCCUCGCUACGCUAAAGACCCUCGAGGACAUCGCCAACAAGUGGCGCCCAAUUCUUACCCUCGCGAAGAUGUACAAGCGCCUCGUCAAGGUCAACGCAGACGUCGGAGAAAUCCUGCCUCGCUGGCGCUGGGCUACUUCCUCGGCGGAGAAGGACCGCCUUGGUGACAUUCUGAACGAGAAGCUGCCUUACGCCCUCGAUGCGUACCAGAAGUUCUACGAGUCUGCGCGCAAGCUUGAGCAGCGAGCUCCUGAGCUUUUCACCUUCACUACGCUGCUCGGUGCGGAUAUCUGCAAGGCGCUCGUGGACAACCGCCUCGAGUUCACCAAGUGGCACAGCGAGCUUAACAUGAACAUGCCCGAGCUCUCGAUUGACAUCUACGACGAUAUCGAGCUCUAG